AUGCCCAUGAUUUACCGCCGAUUCACAGAGAAGUCCGCCGAGGAGUGGCGCCAAAUCUACAAAGCCCUUCAGCUUCUUGAGUUCCUCAUCAAGCACGGCUCUGAACGUGUCAUUGACGAUGCCCGCGGUCAUAUCACACUACUCAAGAUGCUGCGUCAAUUCCACUUCAUCGACCAGAAUGGCAAGGACCAGGGUGUUAACGUGCGGAAUCGCGCCAAGGAGCUCGCCGAGCUCCUGGGUGACGUCGAGCGAAUUCGGUCAGAACGUAAAAAGGCGCGUGCGACUAAGAACAAAUACACUGGUGUUGAGGGUGGUAUGGGCCUCGGCGGCGGUUUCUCGAGCGGUAGCGGCAGCCGAUAUGGCGGUUUCGGAAGCGAGUCGGGUGGCUACGGUGGCUACUCCGGCGGUGUCUACGGCGACGGCGGCGGUUUUGGCGGACAGGAAAGCAACGACUAUGGAAGGACACAGGCGCACAACGACAAGUUUGAGGAGUACGAUGAGUUCGACGAGGGCGACAGGCCAGCUGCUAGCUCUUCGGCGUCUCGGUCCAAGAGACCCGAGCGUGCGGCGGCCCCCAAAGCCGAGCCCCCUAAGAAGAAGGAGCCCGAGGUGGACCUCUUCUCCUUCGACGACCCUGUGCCAUCCUCCGUUGCUGCUCCCGCAGCGGUGCCUUCGUCCUCAAACGGUUCAGGCUUCGCCGCUCUCUCUGCAGCUCCGGCCUCCGCUAACGAUGAUGACGAGUUCGACGACUUCCAGUCUGCUGCCCCUGCUGCUACCUCUGCCUCGACCGCCACUCCUUUGUCGCCUCCCAUCAUGACCUCGUCCGCCUCCUCUACCACGACCUUUGCCGCCCCCCAGCCCGUCUCUGCCCCGCAACAGGCUAACCUCGGAAACAUGGUCAGCAUGUCUUCCAUGUCACCCGCCCCGAGCGGACCUAACUACUCGGCCUUCAGCACUCCGGCUGUCGCCUCGCCUGCUUCUCAGGCCCCUAAGCCUUCCGGCUACCAGCCUUCAGGACCCAACUACUUCGGCUCUGUUCAGUCUGGCCUUCCUCAGAGUACCGGUGGCUCCUUUAGCGGCCCUUCCGGUCCAGCCGCUUCAAAGCCGGUGGCGGCAGCCGCUGCUAAGCCCGCUGCCUCUGGAGGUGAUGCUUUCGGCGCGCUCUGGUCUCAAGCCAGUGGUGGUGUGAAGAAGACGAGCACCCCCACCGCCGGCCCUGCUAUGGGCCAGCUUGCAAAGGAGAAGAGCAGUGCUGGUAUCUGGGGAGCUCCCGCCGCUGCUUCUCCAGCACCAAAGCCUGCUGGAGGAUCAUCUGGUGGUAACCAUGGUCUGGACGACCUGCUCGGUUAA
Molecule: messenger RNA, 1350 nt
Organism: Colletotrichum truncatum
Lineage: Eukaryota; Fungi; Ascomycota; Sordariomycetes; Glomerellales; Glomerellaceae
Product: ENTH domain-containing protein
Biological process (GO): endocytosis; Golgi to endosome transport
Cellular component (GO): plasma membrane; clathrin vesicle coat; endosome
Molecular function (GO): clathrin binding; phospholipid binding
Source: RefSeq, a predicted model, not a curated record